CAAGUAGUUAUGACAUUUUAAUUGCACAGAGAAAAAAUAAAUCUAAUAAGUUUGUAUGAAAUCCGGUGCAGAACGUUUGCAAGAAAUGUUUGGGUAAAACCACUUAUACAUACUGUAGGCUAUAUGAUUGCUGCUGCUGAGCCGACAGAGGGCAAAUAAUGACCUAAAAUCAACAUUAGCUUGCAGUGUAUUAUUCAUACAGAAUAUAGGAUAAGCAAUAUGCAGAAAUGGUUGAGAUGAGUGUGUCUACUGCAUGCUACAAAAAUCUUAAACAAGGCCAUGAAUGAACAAAGAUGUUUUACAUACGAUCAUAUAUUAAAUCUGUCAACACAGGUGGACUGACCUAACAAAAUAUAUUUCUUUAUGUACGUAAUUAUGAAUUGUACAGAAAAUAUUAAACAUUAGGCCUACAUAUAUUAUGUUAUAUAUUAUACAUGUUAUUAGUGUAAAUCUUUUCGGUUAUAAAAUGUUUAUUACAGUAAAAGUCUAUGACUAUAUUAUUAUAUUGUAUUAAAAUUCAAGGUUACCUGCAUCAUCUAGCUUGGAGUGGUGGUCCAUCAGAAAAGAUGCAGAGUGAGAGCACCUAGACAACUCACUUUUAAAGUUUCUAUGCUAAAAAGUGCCACCGUUUCCCAUUGUAGUUCACACAGGGAUGGAAAGUUUUACUCCAGAUCAGAUUCACUCAAACAAUGCAUUAGGGAGAUCUUCCCUUUAUACUCGUCUGAAGUGCCAGGUUCACAACACCACUGCAAGCACGCCCACAGGAAGUGGCAGCCAUACAGCCCACACCACUGCAAGCACGCCCACAGGAAGUGGCAGCCAUACAGCCCACACCACUGCAAGCACGCCCACAGGAAGUGGCAGCCAUACAGCCCACACCACUGCAAGCGUGUCCACAGGAAGUGGCAGCCAUACAGCCCACACCACUGCAAGCACGCCCACAGGAAGUGGCAGCCAUACAGCCCACACCACUGCAAGAACGUCCACAGGAAGUGGCAGCCAUACAGCCCACACCACUGCAAGCACGCCCACAGGAAGUGGCAGCCAUACAGCCCACACCACUGCAAGCGUGUCCACAGGAAGUGGCAGCCAUACAGCCCACACCACUCCACACCACUGCAAGCACGCCCACAGGAAGUGGCAGCCAUACAGCCCACACCACUGCAAGCACGCCCACAGGAAGUGGCAGCCAUACAGCCCACACCACUGCAAGCACGCCCACAAGAAAUGGCAGCCAAGUUCUAUAUAGACUCAUCCGGAUCUGACACUGAAGAAGUACUCCUGGCUUCUCCAGUCAGGAGUAGUAGUCCCACCCUUGACAGAGAGCUACCAGCAAUUCUGAAGGAGUUUUGUGAGGACAACCUGGACUUCAAUUCCAACUUAACUGUCAUAGCAAGACGUAAAAACAUUUUUAAAAGUGCAUGUGUGGCCCUGUCAAGAGGGUUUUUUGAGUGGCACAAAACUCCCAAUAUUAAGUUUGUGGGAGAAAUGGGAGAGGACUAUGGAGGUCCAAGGAGAGCAUUUUUUAGACUCCUCAUGAUUGAGCUCCAAAGCAACCUUGGGAUAUUUGAGGGCAAACCUGGACAGUUGCUCUUCAGCUACAAUCAGAAGGCACUAGAGGAAAAUAAAUUUUAUACAGCAGGAAGACUAAUGGCCUGGUCCAUAAUUCACAAUGGACAAGGCAUGAGGUGCUUAAACAAGGAGCUUUUCAUGUUAAUGUGUGGCCAGAAACCAGACCUCAGCACAUUUGAUGAACUAAUUUCCUGGAAAAUGAAAUUGUAGAAAAGCUGGCAAAGGUAACUCAAGUAAUUUUACAUGUCACAUAAUGUAGGUAUGGAGAUACCAUAUCAUUUAGGAGAACAAUGUAUUCAGUAACUGUUAUAAUUAAUACUUUUUAAGGCCACAUGUUUUUCUA
Molecule: messenger RNA, 1915 nt
Organism: Silurus meridionalis
Lineage: Eukaryota; Metazoa; Chordata; Actinopteri; Siluriformes; Siluridae
Exons: 6
Coding region: 610-1782 (390 amino acids)
Molecular function (GO): ubiquitin-protein transferase activity
Source: RefSeq, a predicted model, not a curated record